Ambispora leptoticha is the source of this 479-nucleotide messenger RNA. NCBI's taxonomy places the organism in Eukaryota, Fungi, Glomeromycota, Glomeromycetes, Archaeosporales, Ambisporaceae. The record is from the annotation of a GenBank genome assembly.
ACCAAGCCACGGGAAAACCCGCUUGUUGUCUGGGUUAAACACCCACAGCACUCGGAUGCUGUGAAAGUUUACGUCCCGCAAAACGCUGACGUGCACGACGUAAAAAAGUAUGUACGCCAAGAACUCGCACCUGCACUUGACAAGGAAGGCUUGGGCAAGGUGUUGUUGUUGAGUCAAACACGUGGAAAGUUGGCUCCUGAUACUCCAAUUAAGAAUAUAUUGGAUAAACAGGAGCAGCUUAUCGUUUUCGUGGAUAAUAUAGAUUCGAGAUUACAUCUUAAAAUGCUCACCACCGAGCAAGUUCCUUUACAAGUGAAUGCGCCACUAUGUCUAAAGUCAGAUGAAGCGUAUAUUGUUCUCGCAAAGAUACUUUUGAGUAUGAAUUCUGCAAAAGAUAUCAUUGCUUUUAAGGAAAGUUUGUGCGAUUCGAGCAUUGAAAGUUGGAGUUCGCGUUAUUCUUAUACAUUCAAAGACGGCCG